Messenger RNA from Phascolarctos cinereus (koala), 2601 nucleotides. NCBI's taxonomy places the organism in Eukaryota, Metazoa, Chordata, Mammalia, Diprotodontia, Phascolarctidae. The record is from RefSeq and is a predicted model, not a curated record.
CACCUCCAAGCUACAGGUCCACUCAGUCUCAUCCAAACCUCUGUUCUGGAGGUGGGCUCAUCUGCUCCAGCCCCCUGCCUCCAGGUAGUGCUGUAUUAUAAGCCAUUCCAGAAGCCUGAUUAAUGAAAAGCUCCAAGGGCUAAGUCUAGAAUCCCUCCUCCCUUCCCCCCCCCCACGCAGGCUCCCACAGGACUUCAGCUCAAACUUCGCUUCCCCUACCAACAGGCCCUGAAACUGACAGGUUUUCUUGGACCACAAACAUCCCCAAGAUGAAAACAGAACCCCACAUUUGGAAGCAAAAGCAGCUACAAAUGUGGGUAGAGGCCCCUCUCCCACUUGCACCCCAAAGCCCAAGCGUGGCUUUGCCACUGUGCAGAGCUGAAGUCUCCCUGAGAGCUGACCUCAACCCUUCCAGCUGCUGUCUGGCCCUUAUCUGGCCUCUUCUCUCCCCUUUGACCCUCUUGAGGCCAGCAAAGGAACUUUAAGACCAGGGGAAGGAGUACACAAGUAGGAAGAAACACCCCCCCACACCUCAGGACUUUGUCCUCCUCUUCUCUCCCUUCUCCUAGUCCCCUCCCACGCCUGGUCUGAGCUCAGUAGAAGUAAAACCUUCCUAAGCAUUAAGAACUGUGUCAAAGUGGAACAGGCCCCUCUGGAGGCAAUAAGUUCCUCAUCACUGGAUGUCUACAAAGGCGGGGGGAGCCCAGAUGAUCCACCACUGGUCAGGGACAUGGUAAAGGAGGUUCCCACUCAAGAAAAGGUUGGACUCUGGCCUCUGAGAUCCCUCCAGCUUGGAGAUUCUGGGACUCCGCCUCUCGCCCCUUGCCCAGGGCUCAGGAUUGAGCCCAGGGCGACCCUCGAAGAGCUAAGGAUAGGGGGCUCCCAGAGCCACCAUGACCUUUGCCAGCCUGCUGGAGCAGCUCGGGGGACUGGGGCACUUCCAGCGGCUACACAUCAUCGCACUGGUGGCUCCCAUACUCCUGACGGCCUCCCACAACCUCCUGCAGAACUUCUCAGCAGCAGUGCCCCCGCACCACUGCCGGCUCCAGCCAAUGCCCCUCGGUGCCAACCUCACCUCUGAGACUCUCCUCCAGCUGUGGGUUCCCAUGGAUGGAGGCCACCAGCCUGAGAGGUGCCAGCAAUUCUCCCAGCCCCACUGGCAAAGCCUAGAGCCCAAUGAUACCACUCACAACAGGAGCACCCCGGACACUGAGCCAUGCCGAGAUGGAUGGACCUAUGACCACAGCGAGUUCGAGGCCACCAUUGUGACAGAGUGGGACCUGGUUUGCGACUCCUGGAAACUGACCCAGAUGGCACAAUCCAUUUACAUGGCAGGGGUACUUGUGGGAGCCAUGGUGUUUGGGAGCUUGGCAGACAGGUUUGGUCGGAAGGCCCUACUGAGCUGGUCCUACCUGCAGCUGGGGGUGGCAGGGACUGCCACUGCUUUCUCCCCCAAUUACUCUACCUACUGUGCCCUUCGCUUUCUGGUUGGGAUGGCCGUCUCUGGGAUCAUCCUCAACUGCAUGUCUCUGGUUCUAGAGUGGUCCCCGACGCGGACGCGCACAAUCACAGGGACCCUGGUUAGCUACUCUGCCACCCUCGGGCAGAUCCUCCUCCCAGGCCUUGCAUAUGCCCUCCCCAACUGGCGUUGGCUCCAGCUCACAAUCUCUCUGCCUUUCUUUGCCUUCUUCUGCUACUCCUGGUGGUUUGCAGAGUCAGCACGAUGGCUGGCCCUGGCUGGAAGACCAGAGCAGGCUGUCCAGGUGCUGAAGAGGGUGGCUCGCAUCAAUGGGAAGAAAACAGAAGGAGAGACACUCAGCAUAGAGGCUCUGAGGUCCCAUCUUCGGAAAGAAUUGGAUCAGGCUCAGACCCCAGGAACCCCUUGGGACCUGAUCCACACACCCACCAUUCGGCGCAUCUCCAAGUGCCUGGCUGCUGUCUGGUUUGCUACCAGUUUCGCUUACUAUGGAGUGGCCAUGGACCUGCAGGGCUUCGGACUCCGGGUACACAUGCUGCAGCUGCUGUUUGGCAUCGUGGAUAUUCCAGCCAAACUGCUUUCCACCCUGGGCAUGAGCCGAGCUGGGCGCAGGGUAGCCCAAGUGGCUACCCUGGUCCUAGCUGGACUGGGCAUCCUGGCCAACCUCUUUGUGCCUGCAGAACUAGCUGCCCUGCGGACAACACUGGCUGUGUUAGGGAAAGGCUGCCUGGCUGCCUCCUUCAACUGCAUCUACCUCUACACGGGGGAGCUGUACCCCACGGCCAUCAGAACUGGACACCCCCCCAGGCAGACUGGCCUGGGGGUGGGAAGCACCAUGGCCCGAGUGGGGGGCAUUGUGGCCCCACUUGUAAAGCUGAUGGGGAAACAGAUGCCUCUGAUGCCCCCCAUCAUUUAUGGCUCCAUCCCAGUGCUCUCUGGCUUUGUGGCCCUUGGGCUUCCCGAAACCCGAAACCGACCAUUGAAGGACACCGUGGAAGAGGUAGAGAACAGGCUUGCCCAGCAGCAGGACACAGAUCCUUAGGAGAAAGCAGCCCUACAGGUGGUGGCCAGGGACACGAGCAGAAACACCAAGUGACCAGAGGAUGUCUCCUAGGCCAAGGCCA